This is a messenger RNA of Meleagris gallopavo (turkey), 558 nucleotides long. It is a transcript of the gene SDC2, whose product is annotated as syndecan 2. Gene Ontology annotation, biological process: cell migration; dendrite morphogenesis. Gene Ontology annotation, cellular component: cell surface; membrane. The record is from RefSeq and is marked provisional. Lineage: Eukaryota; Metazoa; Chordata; Aves; Galliformes; Phasianidae.
AGAGCAGAUUUGACCUCUGAUAAAGAUUUAUACCUGGACAACAGCUCUGUUGAAGAGGCAUCAGGCGUCUAUCCCAUUGAUGAUGAUGAUUAUUCUUCUGGGUCGGGUUCAGGUGCUGAGGAAGAUGAGGAUAGCGCAGUGACAACGACGUCCAGAAUAGUUCCAAAGUUACCAACAACUAGUGAUGCAUCUAGAGCUGAGACCACCACAGUGAAAAUGCAGACCAAGAUGCCUGCACAAACAAAGUCACCUGAAGAAAUCGAUAAGGAAGAAAGACCCGAUGUGGAUUCCAAGAAAAAGAGCAAUGAGCCAGGGGAUGACACUGAUGUGUUCACUGAAAAGCAUUCAGAAAACCUCUUCCAGAGGACAGAAGUUCUUGCAGCUGUUAUUGCUGGCGGAGUUAUUGGAUUUCUGUUUGCAAUCUUCCUCAUCCUGCUGCUGGUAUAUCGCAUGAGAAAGAAGGAUGAAGGCAGUUACGACCUUGGUGAACGUAAACCAUCUAGUGCUGCCUAUCAGAAGGCACCUACUAAGGAGUUUUAUGCAUAAAAUUCCUAUUUA